Messenger RNA from Carya illinoinensis, 2831 nucleotides. RefSeq lists its product as uncharacterized. The record is from RefSeq and is a predicted model, not a curated record. The coding region runs from base 1595 to 2542 and encodes 315 amino acids. Gene Ontology annotation, molecular function: protein binding. The transcript has 9 exons. NCBI's taxonomy places the organism in Eukaryota, Viridiplantae, Streptophyta, Magnoliopsida, Fagales, Juglandaceae.
CUCUCUCUCUCUCGGGAAGAGCUUGACAAGGAAUGCUUGCAAGUAGAGAAGGCAAAGACUUUUUAUGAUUUCCAGUUCAACACGAGGCUUGUCAAAUCUACAAUUGUGCAUUUUCAGAAUUUGUGUCCUGGUGUUAAAUAUAUCCUUCAUUUUCAGCUGCAUUGGAGUUCUCUUAUAUACACAUUAGUCUAGUAGUUCUGCAGGUUCGUGAAAAUUUAUGACCCUUCAUGUGUAUCAUUUACAUGUGAUUAUAGCUCCGUGACUCAACCAUGCAUUAGAAGGUAUGGAGUUUACAGUUUUUUUCUUAUGAUAGGGUUGAUGGUAUCGGUUGAGAUAUGCUUAAAGUUAGCUUACUGACAAUUAUAUAAAAGUCUGAGCAGUUCUCCAAAUUAGUAUAUGGUCAAGUGAUGACAUUGUAACGGUCUCUCUUCAGGCCUAUAGUAAUAAUAUUUAUACUUGAAGGAAAAAUAGAGCUUUUAAUUGAUCUUAAAAAGGGAUUUUGUUGAAAUUUAAUUUAAUACUCUCUGAGAAUGUGUUCACGACUGCCAUAACAUACAGUAUUUAGAAGAGGUCAGUUUACACUAUCUCUAACUAGUUUUUUUCUUUUUUCUUUUUUUAAAGUAAGAGAUAAAUAUUAUUGAUUUGACUGAAAUAGGCAUAGCCCAUGUACAUAGGAAGUAUACAUAAGAACACCUAAAUACAUUCCAAGAGUGAUGAAUCAAAGAACACCUAUCUCUAACUAGUUUCAAGAUAUAAAUGAGCAAUGCAUACUCUAUCCAUAUUUGAACUCUUAACCAUAUUAAUCAAAUUAAACGACACUAUUUUUUAAGGUACAAUCUUGAAUGUCUGCUGGAUAUGACUACAUACAGGUGAUUUGAUGCCAAGUAAUGGAUAUUGAUUCAUAGUCACUACGGUAUGACUUGGCAUUCCAAGAAUGGCAAUGAAUACCUUUGAACUUUUUGAAACGCUAGUUUCACAAAGAUCUCUCACAAAAGUGAAACUCAUAAAUUGAUGUGACUAAAUCCGAUACAUUAAAUUUACUUUAUAGUAAAAAAGGCUUCUACAAUUUGAAAUACUAGAAUAAGCUAUAUCAAUUUGUGAACUUUAUGUUUGUGAGAUCUAUUUUUGAACCAAGCAUUUAUCUAAUUUUUUUUAUCCAACUAACCCUUGUUGCAUAACACAGACAACAUUCAAUGAUUGAAGCCUUAAACAUCAUUUGUGACUGCUCUUCAAUGCUCAACACUGUUUUAUUUUGGUAUUUUUUAGUUUUGUCCUCUUUAAGUAGGUGUAUGGGGCUUAUAUUUCCAACACUUUUUAGUUGCACUAAUUUUGAAUCCGUAACACUGCAUUGGAAAGUGAUAAUUAUUACUGAUUCUCAUUCUCAUGUAGAACUUAGUCACUGUUGCAUAUGGUUCGGGUCAUUAAUCUUUGCAUGUGAUAUCCGUUUGUAAAUAUAUUGUUUCUGUUGACUAUCAAAUAUAACUAUGUUGCUUUAACCCCCUCUGUGCAUUUAGGACAAUCUAUUUCUCUCUUUAUUUCAGCCUUUAAAGCAGGGUGGAAGUUUUAUCUGAGCAGCUGGCGCGGCAUUAUUUAUAUGUUGAGAAAUUUGUUAGGGGCGACAUCAAAGCAUGAUGUAUACCUGAUGCAGAACUAUUCAGUUAUGCAUUGGUCCUCAUUGCUGAGGAGGGGCAAAGAAGUGCUCAAUGUUGCUAAACCGAUUGUUCCCACCCUGAAACACCCCGGAUUGUUGUCUCAGUCACUCUCAAGAGUUCAGAUAAGCACAAUGGCUGUUAAAGAGAAUUUACUGGUAGCUGGCGGGUUUCAGGGGGAGCUAGUUUGCAAGUACUUGAAUCAACCCGGAGUUGCAUUCUGCACAAAAGUGACAACAGAUGAGAAUGCUAUAACCAAUGCAGUGGAUGUUUUCCGAAACCCCAAUGGCUCGAUGAGGGUUAUGACUGCAAAUAAUGAUGCUCGAGUGAGGGUCUACGAUGCAGAGAAUUUUGCUUUACUAAAUCUCUUCUCCUACGAUUGGUCUGUAAAUAACACCUCUGUUAGUCCGGAUGGAAAGUUGCUUGCAGUUCUUGGUGACAGUGCCGAAUGUUUAAUAGCCGAUGCCCAGUCUGGAAAAGUCAUUGGGAGCCUCAAAGGGCACCUGGACUAUUCUUUUACAUCUGCUUGGCACCCGGAUGGACGGAUUUUGGCUACUGGGAACCAAGACACUACCUGCAGGCUGUGGGACAUAAGGAAUCUGUCCAAAUCCCUGGCUGUAAUAAAGGGAAGGAUGGGGGCAAUAAGAGCCGUAAAGUUCAGCUCAGAUGGGCGGUUUAUGGCUAUGGCUGAGCCAGCAGACUUCGUGCAUAUCUUAGACACGGAGUCUGGAUAUGUUCAGGGUCAAGAGAUUGAUCUAUUUGGGGAGAUUGCAGGAAUAUCAUUUAGCCCAGACAGUGAAGCACUUUUUGUCGGGGUUUCGGAUCGCACCUAUGGCAGCUUGUUAGAGUUCAACAUGAGGCAUAAUAACCAAUAUCUAGAUUCCAUCUUCUAAGUGCUUUGGGGAUUUCCCCUUGGCAUAUUGGGAUUUCUAAUGUUAUAGAUCUCUAUUUGGGUAGAAAUGUUGCUUUGCGGAUGUUUUUAUUUUUGGGAGUGUGUGAAUGCGGUGGUGGUCUUUUUGGCUGGCUCGUAGAAAAUGGAAGGUAAAUUUUGUCAAUGUAAAGCGUUUUUUUUUUUUUUUUUUGGAGUUUGUUGUAUAUAGUGAAAAUUGUAAUUGCGUUAUUCACUAUCAAGUUAUCUUUUCAUUUCAUUACCGAGCAUCAAAUAAGUAAACGGGAAUUAGU